This is a messenger RNA of Impatiens glandulifera, 2682 nucleotides long. RefSeq names its product receptor-like serine/threonine-protein kinase ALE2. The transcript has 8 exons. Bases 303 to 2525 code for a protein of 740 amino acids. NCBI's taxonomy places the organism in Eukaryota, Viridiplantae, Streptophyta, Magnoliopsida, Ericales, Balsaminaceae. The record is from RefSeq and is a predicted model, not a curated record. Gene Ontology annotation, biological process: protein phosphorylation. Gene Ontology annotation, molecular function: ATP binding; protein kinase activity.
CAGACUUCACUUUAAUUGACGAAAGAAAUCUCAGUGAUGAGUAUUCAGUACAUGAACAGUGAAGCCGAUGAUUCCUUCCAACGAACGAGUACUUUUUGAAGAUCUUCAAUCUUUCGGAAGAAUUUAGAGAUGAUGUUUAUCUCUCUAACUUUUGAUUAUUUGCCGUAGUCUCCACGGCAUUCCAUCUCUAGUUUGGUCAUUAUUUUGUCUUAUAUGCAUAGGAAAAGUGUUUCCGGUUGAUAAUAGCUGCUUGUUUGUAUUUGCUUCGAUCUAGUACCAGAUCUGGACGAUAUUACGGGGCCAUGAAAAAGCUCAAGUGGGUAUUGCUGAAGGAACUGUUUGUUUUAUGUUACUUGCUGCAUAUAGCUGCUUCUGAUUUGCCUGUCAAACUUUUGGAAGCUAACUUGGAAUCUCCAACAACAACACUUUUAACUUACUCUGCAUCUACUGAUGUGCACCUCUCACCUAAACGUCUUUUGUUUCAUAAACCACGCCUGAGAAGUUAUUCUCCUGAAGCUGCACCAAGUACUGUUAUAACACCAUCUCAGCCUCCAAAUUAUGGCCCAUUUGUAACUUCUGGCCAUCCUCCUUCAAGCUCUCGCUUGUCAAAGCCGUCAAUGAAGAAGAGUGCUUUGAUGCCUCCUACUCACAGUACUGGUAUCACGCUGCCUGGCGUGGCAGAUAUUUCCCCAUCACAAUCCAAUCUGUCCACUUCUAUUCCUGCUGGUUUGGCUCAGCCACCGCUGACUCCUCACACAGACUGUUGCGGCCCAGACAUGGUGCUGAAAAGGGGAAGUCAAGACUGCCAUUGUGUAUAUCCAAUUAAGAUAGAUCUUCUCCUUUUGAACGUCUCAUCCAAUCCAAACUGGAAUAUUUUUCUUCAAGAAUUUGCUUCUAAACUUGGUUUGCGGGUUUCUCAGAUUGAGUUGAUCAAUUUUUAUGUGAUCAGUUUAUCAGCGCUUAAUAUUUCAAUGGAUGUUACACCACAUACUGGAAUCAGUUUCUCUUCCAGUGGAGCAUCUGCAAUAAAUUCAUCGCUCUCUAUACACAAGAUCCAUCUAGAUCCUGCAUUAGUUGGUGAAUACAAACUUCUAAACCUAACCUGGUUUAAGCCUCCUGCUCUGUCCAAUGCUCCUUUUUCUGCCUCAAAAACACCAGAACGAGCACCUUCACUCUUACCUUCAACUCCUAGGCCAAUUGUUACUUCCAACAAAGGGAAACAUCAAAAUCUGAUUCUUUUUGUUUUAGUUAGUGCUGGAGUCAUGAUUAUGGUCCUUGCUUCUAUCAUCACUAUGUGUUCAUGCAUCUCUCAUCGACAAAAUCAUAAAGGAUCUACCAAGGAGACUGGUGCAAGCAAAAAUGAAAUACAAGAAAUCAAGCUGCACAUUGUAGAUGCAGUUCCAGCCACGGGAUCUAUUCGACAUCCUGCCAGCACAAGGUUUCUUGCUUACGAGGAACUUAAAGAAGCGACGAAUAACUUUGACUCUGCUUGCAUACUUGGGGAGGGUGGUUUUGGUAAAGUUUUCAAGGGUGUUUUAAGUGAUGGUACAGCUGUAGCAAUAAAAAGACUUAGUUGUGGAGGCCAACAAGGUGAUAAAGAAUUCUUGGUUGAGAUAGAUUUGCUUAGUCGUUUACAUCACCGCAACCUUGUCAAACUUGUGGGAUAUUAUAGCAGUCGCGACUCUUCACAAAACCUUCUUUGCUAUGAGCUUGUUUCUAAUGGAAACUUGGAGGCUUGGCUUCAUGGUCCACUGGGAAUGAAUUCCCCACUAGAUUGGGAUACUAGAAUGAAGAUUGCUCUUGAUGCUGCUAGAGGACUUGCCUACCUGCAUGAGGACUCCCAACCAUGUGUUAUCCACAGAGAUUUCAAGGCAUCCAAUAUAUUGAUUGAGAACGAUUUCCAUGCUAAAGUAGCUGAUUUUGGCCUUGCUAAACAAGGCCCUGAAGGGAGGGAAAAUUACCUGUCUACUCGAGUUAUGGGAACAUUUGGGUAUGUAGCUCCAGAAUAUGCCAUGACCGGGCAUCUGCUUGUGAAAAGCGAUGUCUAUAGUUAUGGAGUUGUCUUGUUGGAGUUGCUGACUGGAAGGAAGCCAGUAGAAAUGUCUCAACCAUCUGGGCAGGAGAAUCUUGUGGCAUGGGCAAGGCCAAUAAUGAGGGACAAAGAUAGGGUGGAGGAACUUGCAGACGAAAGAUUGGAAGGGAAGUAUCCGAAGGAAGACUUAAUGAGGGCUUGUACAAUAGCUGCAGCUUGUGUAGCCUCGGAAGCAAGCCAACGACCUACAAUGGGAGAAGUAGUGCAGUCCCUAAAGAUGGUUCAACGUUUCACCGAAUACCAAGAAUCUUCUAUUGUGACAAAUUCCAGACCUAACAACAACAACAACAACAAGCAGUCAUCUACUACUUUUGAGUCUGAUGGAACAUCUUCCGUAUUUUCAUCUGGUCCUUACUCAGUUCUUAGUGCCUUUGACAAUGAUAAUCUCUCCCGACCUGCACUAUUUUCUGAAGAUCUUCAUGAAGGACGGUGACAAAUUCUUCAUGGAUAUUUAUUACAGAAUCGGUUGGUUCUCUGUUCAUUUUACAGUUCUCUGCAGUGGAGGAAAUUAAUGUACAUAUUUGGGUUAGGUUUAUUAUGUACUUGGACUGUUUUUAAAGGGUUUUUCAAUGAGCAUUUUCACUUUUACC